Durotheca rogersii is the source of this 2055-nucleotide messenger RNA. RefSeq lists its product as uncharacterized. Lineage: Eukaryota; Fungi; Ascomycota; Sordariomycetes; Xylariales; Xylariaceae. The transcript is spliced from 2 exons. The record is from RefSeq and is a predicted model, not a curated record. The coding region runs from base 1 to 2055 and encodes 684 amino acids.
AUGGGUCUCUUCCGACCCGGCACCAGUGCUGGCCGACCCAAGACCGCUCAGCCGAAUCACUCCUCUCUUCGGGGCAGAAUCAGCGGCCCUAUCCCGAUAGAAACCGAUUUUCCCAUCUUAAAUACGUCGCCAGAUUUAGUUCGUAAUAGCAGAGCACCGCCGCCACCCGAGCCUAAUGUCGAAGAGCUGCCUUCGUCGAGGUCCGACAACCCGCCCGCUUCCGAGAGCACGCGGGUGGACAACACGGAAUCCGUCGCCAUGUCGGGGCCCAGCCAAGCCUCGAACGCUUCUGCGAGUCCGCCGCAGCGAAGAACGAUGCGCUCUAGUGGCAUGCGAUAUUCCAUCAUUAGCGACGGCACCGACGGAGACAGGCCGCAGAGGAAGAAGUCGACGCUCAAGUCUACCCUUGGACGGUUUUUCAAGCGAAAGAGAAAGGGUUCGAGUGAGGUUCUCACCUCAGACACCCGCUCUACGGAGCAGGGUAACUCUGCACAACGUCAAAAUGACACACCAGCUUCGAAUCGAGGUCCGAAGGAGGACGAGCCCAAGCGAGCGUCGGCGCCCCUUACAGAGUUCGAGAGGCCGCUGCGAUCGCACUCGGUUGGGCCGAACGACAUGCUAGCCAUCACGGGGGCCCGGAGCUCGGUGCCGGCGGAUCCUAUACUGCUUCGGAGGAGAGCGGCGUCGUCGAACCGGAUCCUGAGCCAGAGGAUCAGGGACUUCGACGGGCAGCUCAUCGGGCUGUCCCCUCGGCCCGCCAGCAGCCAGGGGCGCGGGUGCAAUCCGGCCGAGAACGAAGAUCCCGAGGAUAUCGGCCGCGCCAUCACGAGCGACAGCCAGACGCACCGCCGGAGAUCGCGGAGCCUGUCGCAGCUCCAGGAGGUCAUCGUCGGCCACGUGCACGUGCGGAAGCGCAGCGACGAGAUCCGCUACUGGAGGCAGAGCUUCCACCCGACCAUCAUGUCGCCCAACUCGUCGACGGUGAACAACGACGACGUCGACGCCCUCGGAGACGUGGACGUGGACGCAGACGUCGAUGUCGACGUCGACGCGGACCAGGACCAGGACGCGCACGCGCCGCUGGAGACGCCCCUCGGCCCCCCCGAGCACCUGCGGCUGUCGCCGACGACGCCGCAGGAGACCUUCGACUUCGGGCCGAUCACGUCGGAGAUGCGGAUCGAGCCGGCGGUGGGGCUGGAGGACCGGAUCGCGGCGCUGGAGGUGCGCAACCAGAAGCUCGAGAAGCUGGUCUCGCAGCUGUUCCAGGUCGUGCCGGGCGUCAACCACUACGUGGAGCCGGCGGGGGGCGUCCCCGAGACGCCGGACCGCGCGCCGCCGGCGGUCCCGCGCGCCCGCGCGGCCACCUACGCGGCGUCACGCCCAGCCGCCGCCGCGGCGCCGCCGCCCCCCGACCUCGACCUCGACCUCUCGUCCGUGUACAGCCUGUCGCGGCAGCACUCGGCCGAGUCGUUCGGCGACGGCAACACGUUCAUCGGGUCGCUGCCGCCGCCGUCGCAGCGGCCGACGUCGAACGCGACGGUGCGCGGGGCGACGAGCCUGCCGGCGCUGCUGGGCGAGGGCAUGGCGGCGGCGGCGGCGGACGCGGACGGCUACGCGGCGCUGAAGGCGCUGCUGGACGCGGAGCGGGGCGCGCGGGAGGCGCUGGAGGCGCGGGUGACGCGGCUGGGGCGGCGGCUGGACGCGGUGGCGGGGAAGGGGGCGCCGCAGCGGCUGGAGAUGAAGUUCGCGGCGGUGUCGGCGUUCGACGACGACGACGACGACGACGACGAGCUGCUGACGGCGGGCGCGGAGACCGAGUCCGAGGCGUACAAGACGCCGCGGUCGGAGGAGGGCCCGGGGCUCGGCUCGUUCGGCGCGUUCGGCGAGGACCUGCGCGGCGACGCUGCCGCUGCUGCCGAGGCCGGCUCCGACGCGGGCGCCCCCGACCCCUUCGACGGCGCCCGCAAGAAGGCCGCCCGCACCCUCUCCCUCAGCCAGCUCACCCUCAAGCGCAGCCCCCCCCGCCCCCGCCAGCACGACGGCGUCGGCUUAUGA